Molecule: messenger RNA, 414 nt
Organism: Motacilla alba alba
Lineage: Eukaryota; Metazoa; Chordata; Aves; Passeriformes; Motacillidae
Product: hydrocephalus-inducing protein homolog
Exons: 5
Coding region: 1-414 (137 amino acids)
Biological process (GO): axonemal central apparatus assembly; cilium movement
Cellular component (GO): axoneme
Source: RefSeq, a predicted model, not a curated record
AUGGGCCUGCAGCCAGGCCAGUCUGUGGACAUGGUGCUGCGAGGCUUCUCCCACAUCCCACAGGAGGUGCAGGAUUAUGUGUUGUGUGAAGCUGUCAUUGGGACAAACAUAAUGAAAAAGAAGAUAAUAAAAACAAUCAUUACCUGCGAGUUUAUUCACCCCUCUAUAGAAGUGUCAGCCAGACAAUUCUCUUUCCGGGUGGACAAGAAACCCAGUGAUGUCCUGAGGCUGCAGUACCAGCCUUUGGCUUUAAAAAACACCUGCCUGCUGCCACUGGACCUCAUGCUGGACUUGGAGCAGCCGUUCCUGAUCUGCAAUGUGGACCAGCAGCCCCUCCCACAUGGCCAGCCCGUGAGAGUGGAUGUAGGGCUUAUGAACUGGAUUUUAAGAGCUGGAAAAAAGAGAAGGUUCUGA